Molecule: messenger RNA, 850 nt
Organism: Mustela erminea (ermine)
Lineage: Eukaryota; Metazoa; Chordata; Mammalia; Carnivora; Mustelidae
Gene: C3H5orf47
Product: chromosome 3 C5orf47 homolog
Exons: 5
Coding region: 59-541 (160 amino acids)
Source: RefSeq, a predicted model, not a curated record
GCGGUGCGCUUCGCGGGUCCUGAGGAAACUCCGCGGCGGUUUCGCUACCAGGGCGGCGAUGGCGGCGGCUGGCCGGGAGCCCAAACGGGACGUGGCGCGCUUCGUUUACGUGACACGCUUCGGCUCGUACCGGUGCGGCGGCGUGUUGCAGCUGGGCAGCCGCCGGGCUCAGGGCCGCGGGAGCACCAGGCGCGGGGUGGGCUGCAGCCCUGAGGAGCCGUGGGCGGCGGCCCCAUCCGGCGCGGAGCUGGCCCCCGGCCCUAGGUCCGGGACCCCGGCUGCUUCCCCUCCGGCGUCGAGUGCGCGGAGCUGUCCCCAGCCGGCGGCGGGAGCAGCUUUAACCCAGAAGAAUUUAGCUAAAAAGUUUGAUUUCCCCUUCCCUUUGAAAGAAGCUUCCAAAGUAGCGAAGAAAAAGAAAAAGGUUUCAGUAUGGAAUAGAGUGUACAAAGUCAUUUCUAGAAUGCUUGAAGAAAAUGAAAAAUAUAGACUCAGGCUGAAAUACCAACAACUAUCCUGUGAAAACUCAAAUUGCACAAGAUGAAAUCUUAUCUUCUGGAUUAACCUAUCUUUGGAUCUGUUUACCUAAGAAGACUGUGAAGAGUUUAAAGAUGGAACUUUAAAUUGAAUCAUAAUUAUAUGUUAAUUUUGGCAUGUUUUGUUGGAAUUGGUACUUCCAUAGUUGAAUAGAAAAACUACCUUCAUUAUAAAUUCAUAAUUGAAUAGAAAAAUUACCUUCAUUAUAAGUAAAUUAUGUAUUUCCUUGCAAGUUAAUACAAGUUUUUGUUAAAUAUUAUUAUCAUAUGCACACAAGUGUUACGCAGAUAUUAUUCAAGUGUGAAUUAAUACUUAU